UGGAUUUUUUCCCCUCAGAUUAUUAUCCAAAGGGGAUCCACGCAAAUGUGUGGACGGAAGUGUGAGAGCUACUGUACAGUAUAACAGUUCGCGUAUUUUAACACAAAUUAUUCGACUUUUAGCAUUUGCCAGUUAUUUCCACGUCAAUAUUGAUAUUUGUAUGUAUGUUCUUUUAAAGGCGUGGUUAAUAGCCGGAACAGCAACUGGCCGCGUAUAUUUGCAAAUAACAGACAACAGAUGUUGACAGCUGUCGCUUGGACAUGGUGCUUUGACAAGUGAUGUUACAUCUCCAGUAUGGAGUUUUUUAUAUUUUAUUUAUUCCUUUUUGCUCCAUUAUCUGUCCGUUGUGCGGUGACGCCAGUAUCUGUUGAAGAAGACCUGAGGAGUCGGGAAGAGGCGCAAGAAUUUGAUACGCUCAGCUCCUUACUGUCAGACUUUGAGGUUCUUCCUGCAUCAAGUCUGCAUCUUCAUUCGCUCAAAAAAAGGGACGUUGAUCCCCAAUCUCAUGUCGACCGGCUGGUCAGCUUCACAGCACUCGAAAGGCACUUCAAGUUGUACUUGACAACCAACACAGAACUCUUCACAGAGGACUUGAAGGCUGUAUUUGUAGACAAGAAUGGAAAUGAGGACCAAUAUGAAGUUCAGUUACAGAAUUACUUCAAAGGACAUGUAGUAGGAGAGGAGCACUCGCGUGUGCAGGCACACAUUGAUGGAGAUGAGUUUUCAGCCCAUAUUCUCACCAAUGAGGCAGAGUAUAAUGUAGAGCCUUUGUGGCGAUUCACAGAGAAACCCGCUGAUGGACGUUUGCUGGUGUACCGCUCAGAGGAUAUAAAGAACAUCAGUCGACUGUCAUCAUCUAAAGUGUGUGGAUAUGUGAACACUAAUGCCGAGGACAUGUUGCCACUGGAGGCCAGAGCAGUUGGUCAUGAAGAGGAUGAGGAGGAGCCACAUGACAGAGAGAAGAGAUCUUUGUCGAACCACGGCAAGAAAAACACCUGCACUCUGCUGUUAGUGGCGGACUAUCGUUUCUUCAAGCACAUGGGCCGUGGAGAGGAGAGCACUACAAUAAACUACCUGAUUGAACUGAUAGACAGAGUGGAUGAUAUUUACAGAAACACUUCCUGGGACGAGGAGUUUAUAGGCUACGGUGUGCAGAUUCACCAGAUUCUCAUAAACAAGGAGCCCACAAAAGUUGGACCAGGAGAAAUUCACUACAACAUGAAUGGUAGCCCAUCAGGAAGAAAGGAUGGUGUGUGGGAUGUGAAGAAACUUCUAGAACAAUUCAGUUUUGACAUCGCAGACAAUGCCUCUGCGGUCUGCCUCGCUCAUCUUUUCACCUAUCAGGACUUUGAUGAUGGCACUCUGGGUCUUGCGUAUGUGGCUCCUUCCAAACCAAAUGGAUUAGGUGGACUCUGCCCUAAACCCUAUAAGCCAUCACACUCCCAUAAAGGGAAGGACUAUUACCUGAACACUGGCCUAACUAGCACUAUGAAUUAUGGGAAAACUAUUCUGACCAAGGAAGCAGAUCUUGUGACCACCCAUGAGCUUGGUCACAACUUCGGAGCAGAACAUGAUCCAGACAACAUUCCUGAUUGUGCUCCAAGCGAUGACCAGGGUGGAAAGUAUGUCAUGUACCCCAUUGCAGUCAGUGGAGAUCAUGACAACAACAAGCGCUUCUCCAGCUGUAGCAAGUCCUCGGUCAUUAAGUCUUUAAAAAUGAAGGCCCAGGUGUGCUUUAAGGAGAGGAACAGGAAGCUGUGUGGUAACUCUCGUGUGGAAGAAGACGAAGACUGUGAUCCUGGACUCCUUCAUCUCAGCAAUGAUCCCUGCUGUACAUCUAAUUGCAAAUUCAAACCAAAUGCCCAGUGCAGUGACAGGAACAGCCCCUGCUGUAAGGGCUGUCAGUUUGAAAAUUCAGAGAAGAUCUGUCAGGAGAACAUCACUGCCACCUGCAAGGGCAUAUCAAAGUGCACAGGCAACAGUAGUGAGUGCCCUCCCCCUGGAAAUCUGGCUGAUGAAACAGUGUGUGUGGAUAAGGGCCGCUGUCGGAAUGGUGAAUGCAAGCCUUUCUGUGAGGCUGUGCAUAACCUUGAGUCCUGUGCCUGCAAUGAAACUGAGAACUCAUGCAAAGUCUGCUGUCGAGAUAAGUUUGGGCUGUGUACUCCUUUUUCUACUGGUGAAGGGAAGUAUCUUUAUCUGCGCAAGGGCAAACCCUGUACUGUUGGCUUCUGUGACGGGGCCGGUAAAUGCAUGAAGCAGGUGCAGGAUGUCAUUGAACGUUUAUGGGACUUCAUAGACCGAUUGGAUAUCAACACAUUUGGAAAGUUCUUGGCUGACAACAUAGUUGGAUCAGUGGUGGUUUUCUCUCUACUUUUCUGGAUUCCUCUCAGCAUACUGGUGCAUUGUGUGGACAAAAAACUAGAUCAACAAUAUGAGAAGGACUCCAAAUCCUUCUUGUACCCAAGUCAGCAGAUGGUGGUGGAGGUGUGUAGUAGAGCCCUCAACUCAGAAGUUAGAGAUGCCGAGUGGUCCGGAGUCAACUCCCAUCUGCAUUCUGAGACCCCCUCAUCUGGUUUCAUUAACACCACGACAUACGGGCCCCGUCGUUUCACCAUCACAGGAGACGUUUACCGCCCAAAGCCCAACCAGCCUCUCCGGCGCACCCAGAGCAGAUCUGCAGCGAAUGGACACUAUCGAGGAGCAACCCAGCGGAGACUCCUCUCACCAGGACGAGGAGAUGCAGGAGGAAAGCUUCCCUCUGAGCGGCACAGCUGCCAGGUCCUUCGAGGACCUCACCGCACAGGGAACGCCAACACACGGGGACAAGAGACGGCUGAAGAGGCAAGCGCGCAUUGAAAGUAAGGAGACUGAGUGUUGAGGACUGCUCAUAAGUAUAUGCACCCUAAAGAAUUGUGGAUGAUUCAAGGUCACUAGAUGGGUUCCUUUGGUAUAUUAUAUGCACUUAAUUAAGCCUUAAUUUGAUUUUGGUGCAGUCAGGCCUAUUUUGUACACUAAAAAAAUUAUUUAUUCAAUUUACUCAAUUUUUUAAGGUAAGUGGUCACAAUCAAUUUAUUUAAGCUACAUUUAAACAACAACAAAAAAUUUGAAAAACUGUUGCUUAAAUAAAUUGAUUGCAACCACUUACCUUAAAAAAUUGAGUAAAUUGAAUGAAUAAUUUAUUUCAGUGUAGAUGUACUUGUGAUUUAAAGUGUAUGAGGUUCGUUUGUUCUUAACAAACCUUUAUUAUAAAUAUGUGGUCACCUAAAUAAAUAAAAAUCUCAGACAGCCAAGAUAAACUACUGAAGUCUAGUAAAAUGUAAAAAAUGAAAGACGUGUUAAAUACAGCAUAUCGAGACAGCAUUGAUGCUGUUUACCACAGUUUAAAUGUGUACCUUUGAUUUGUAAAAGCAAGCAAAAGUGAUGCAGACGAUGACGAAAGUUUAAUGUUGACACGGUUCCAAUGUGGUUUGUUUGCUUUUAUAAACAGAGUAAAAAUUUUUUUGUGCUACACUGAAAACAAUGAUUCAUUCAAUUUACUUCAUUUUUUAAGGCAAGUGGUUGCGAUCAAUUUAUUUAAAGGUGCAGUGUGUAAAUUUUAGCGAUGUCUAGUGGUGAGGUUGCGAAUUGCAACCAACGGCUCAGUUCACUGCUCACCCCUUGCUUUUAAAACGCAUAGAGAAGCUACGGUAGCCGCCACCGGAAAAACAUGUCAACUUCGGUGACAACUUAGUAAAAAAGCUUGUCCGUAAGGGCUUGUGUAGAAACAUGGCGGCACAAAAUGGCGACUUCCACGUAAGGGGACCCUCUGUGUUUGUAGAUAAAGCGCCUCAUUCUAAGGUAAUAAAAACAUAAC
Messenger RNA from Misgurnus anguillicaudatus (oriental weatherfish), 3853 nucleotides. The record is from RefSeq and is a predicted model, not a curated record. NCBI's taxonomy places the organism in Eukaryota, Metazoa, Chordata, Actinopteri, Cypriniformes, Cobitidae.